This is a messenger RNA of Ylistrum balloti, 1335 nucleotides long. Its product is annotated as dynein light chain roadblock-type 2-like. Gene Ontology annotation, biological process: microtubule-based movement. The transcript is spliced from 4 exons. Lineage: Eukaryota; Metazoa; Mollusca; Bivalvia; Pectinida; Pectinidae. Gene Ontology annotation, molecular function: dynein intermediate chain binding. Bases 57 to 353 code for a protein of 98 amino acids. Gene Ontology annotation, cellular component: cytoplasm; cytoplasmic dynein complex; centrosome. The record is from RefSeq and is a predicted model, not a curated record.
GAGAAACUGUCAUUGGCAACAGACUGAAGAUAGCAGUCGACAACAGUCUUUUAAGAAUGGCAACUGAAGUAGAAGAUACCCUGAAGAGAAUUCAGGCACACAAGGGAGUGAUAGGCAUCAUUGUUGUCAAUGCUGAUGGAAUUCCAAUUAGAACUACACUUGAUAACUCCACAACGGUGCAAUAUGCUAAUUUACUGACACAACUGACGCAGAAAGCACGUAGUGUUGUACGAGAUAUUGACCCUCAAAAUGACCUCACAUUUUUGCGUGUCCGCUCCAAAAAACAUGAAAUCAUGGUUGCACCAGAAAAAGACUACCUAUUGAUAGCUAUACAGAACCCUCAGGAGACGUGAAUUUUUCUGCCUAUCAUGGACCCUUUAAGGAAUUGGAUAUCAGACUUUACUUUGUGGCACAUGCGUAGCCAAAGCAUUCAGAUAUUAUAUUACAGAGUCACCAAUUGUGCUAUCAUUUUUGUUUCAUAAUAAUUCUCCUUACAUAAAUGGGAUACAUGUGAUGUUUUUGUAGGAUUUAUGAAAUAUGUAUUUCAAGUCUAGUUACUGGUAUUUUCAUGCAUUGUGAUGCACUCUAAAUGCUUUCAAUUUCAACAUAACCAAUACAGAUUCUCACUUCUGAAUUUUAGUUGGCCAUUCUAUUGGUAUCAGUAUUUUGACAGGUUACAGGAAAAAAGGGACUAGUAAAAUGUCUAUUUCCUUCAGGUAUUAUAAAACCUCUGAAGUCAUUUCUAGUAUCUAUUGCUGUUUAUGUAAUGUUUGCACUUUUGUAAGUUUGAAAUUUAGUAUACAGUUUAGAAAACAAUUUUAAACAUUCCCGUAAUAAGUAAACACGAUAAUCAAUAUAACUGUGAUAUUUGUAUUAUGCAUCCACAGGUGCUUAAAUCAAUGGACACCUUUCUGCCUAAAGAUCAAACUUGACAGAUUUUACCAAUAUCUCAAUGUACAUUAUGCUAUCAAUAUCAUUCAGUUUGAUUCAAUCACCUAAAGCUGUUUAUCAUAGGAGUUACUGCAAAUAUGACAUACAUCUGGAGCUAAAUCUGCUUACAAAAGAAUAAUUUGUCUUUGAGAUCUUUAUGAAAUUCAACAAAGUAUUAUGCAGUGUUGCCUGUUACUACAGUUAUAACAUGGUACGGUAUUUGAUUGUCAGUCUGUGGCACAGCAUCUUCUGUGGCUUUUAAAUUUUAUAUUAUUUAUUGACUUGUUUAUCUCGGUAUUUCCCUUGUACCUUUUACAACAGCAUUGUAAUUCUAUAUUUAUUGUAAACAUUGCCAAUAUUCACUGUAAAAAAAGCAUAAAGUAAAAAUAAAUUGGAGUAAUAUUA